UUAUUAUCUAAUUGAAAAGAUUGUCAAAGAAAUUUUCUGAUUUUGUAUUAAAAUAUUUUCUACUUAUGCAAUUUAUUUUACUUCGUCCUUUUUUUCUUUUGGUCAAAGAGUUUAUCAACUUUUAACUACGAUAAUAUUAAGAUGUGUAACACAUUACAAUGAUCUUUUCAUCGAGUUUUCCGUUGGUUUACAUGAUAAAGAACUUAAUUACAGCAAAAAAAAAUUCACAAGGCAACGCACUGUAAUGAAAUCACGUCACCACGCUCACUUGGCUGUCGUAGGAGUCACGUUUCCGUCGCUGUCGUUGUAGCAAACCACCGGCACUUUUUCAACGCCUUCUCUUCCGUUAUUUUUCAUUGCAAAAACCUUCUUGAACUCAAACUUUGUUUUGUAAUAAUUUAAUUAAUUAUUAUUCUUUUUGUAUUCUCCUGUCUCCUCAUCGGUCGUUUAAACAUUUCUCUGGUUCUGUUUAUCUCUAAAGCUUACUAUUCAACGUCGUUUCCUGACCGUCCGAUGAUUUGACUUUUUACCGAUCAGUUAGUUGACUUAAAACCAUACGGCGACGAUGGGUCAUUGUUACAGCCGGAACAUUUCCACCGUUGAAGAUAAGGACGGCGAUGUACCCAACGGAGUCGCCCAGCUUCAAAACAACCACCGUACGUCAGUUCCCAGUUCUCCAGUUGCGUCUGGCUCUACCGAAGCCAACCCUUACACCAUUAGCCCAUUUCAAAGCCCGUUGCCGGCGGGAGUAGCUCCUUCUCCGGCGAGAACGCCGGGAAGAAAGUUUAAAUGGCCGUUCCCGCCUCCUUCACCAGCGAAACCGAUUCUGGCGGCUCUGAGACGGAGAAGGGGUACGGCUCCUCAGCCUCGAGACGGUCCUAUCCCUGAGGAAAGUGAGGAAGUCGAUGAUCAGGGAAGAGCCGGCGAAACCGCUGAGAGGUUGGAUAAUAACUUCGGAUUCUCGAAGCACUUCGAAGGGAAGUACGAGCUGGGGAAGGAGGUUGGUCGAGGGCAUUUUGGUAAUACUUGUUGGGCAAAAGCCAAGAAAGGGAAGAUCAAAGGGCAAACAGUAGCAGUCAAGAUCAUCGCCAAAGCCAAAAUGACAUCAGCUCUAUCCAUUGAAGAUGUUCGCCGAGAGGUGAAACUGCUGAAAGCUCUGUCCGGGCAUAGGCAUAUGGUUAAGUUCUACGAUGUGUUUGAGGACGCAGAUAAUGUCUUUCUGGUUAUGGAGUUAUGUGAAGGUGGAGAGUUAUUGGAUAGAAUCUUGGCAAGAGGUGGUCGGUUUCCAGAAGCAGAUGCUAAGCGUAUUCUUGUGCAAAUUCUAUCUGCAACUGCUUUUUUCCAUCUUCAAGGUGUUGUGCACCGUGACCUGAAGCCUGAGAAUUUUCUGUUCACCAGCAAAAAUGAGGAUGCAGUACUCAAGGUCAUAGAUUUUGGUUUAUCUGAUUUCUCCAGAUUCGAUCAACGUCUCAACGAUGUGGUAGGAAGUGCAUACUACGUUGCACCUGAAGUACUCCACAGAUCAUACGGCACUGAAGCAGAUAUAUGGAGCAUCGGUGUCAUAUCUUACAUAUUACUCUGUGGAAGUAGACCUUUCUACGGACGAACCGAGUCUGCGAUCUUUCGAUGUGUCCUUAGAGCGAAUCCUAAUUUUGAAGAUACGCCGUGGCCUUCUAUAUCUCCUAUUGCCAAAGAUUUUGUGAGAAGGCUACUGAACAAAGACCAUAGGAAAAGAAUGACAGCUGCUCAAGCUUUAGCUCAUCCAUGGCUACGAGGUGAAAACCCUGGUUUGCUUCUUGAUUUCUCCAUCUACAAACUAGUGAAAUCUUAUAUUCGUGCAUCUCCUUUCAGACGAGCAGCACUUAAGUCUCUAUCCAAAGCUAUACCAGAAGAGGAGCUUGUGUUCCUUAAAGCACAGUUCAUGCUUCUGGAACCAGAAGAUGGAGGCUUGUUUCUUCACAAUUUCACUACGGCUUUGACAAGAUAUGCUACGGAUGCUAUGAUCGAAUCUAGGCUUCCUGACAUUUUAAACUUGUUGCAACCCUUAGCACAUAGGAAACUCGAUUUUGAAGAGUUCUGUGCAGCUGCGGUUAGCGUUUAUCAACUAGAGGCUCUUGAAGAAUGGGAACAGAUCGCAACUACAGCAUUUGAGGACUUCGAACGUGAAGGAAGCCGAGCCAUUUCAGUCCAAGAACUCGCUGAGGAGAUGAGUUUAGGACCAAAUGCGCAUCCAUUGCUCAAGGAUUGGAUCCGGAGUUUGGAUGGGAAGCUGAGUUUCUUGGGGUAUAAAAAGUUCUUGCACGGUGUGACUGUUCGAAGCUCGAGCUCGAGACCUACUAGGUGACUUCUAACUUUGCAAAUCACACCCUAAUAAUACUGUUGAGAAGAAAAGGCACCCCUUUGUAUUGAGCAUUUUGCUUUCAGAGGAGCCGUUCCAAAACCAAAAACAAACAAACAUGGAAAAUAUUUCUUUUUUUUUUUGUAUUUUCUUUUUUAAAAUAUUCAUUUCGGUUUGUAGAGAAAGAGUUUAUAAAAUGGGUGGUGGUUGUUUGGCUCUGGUUUUGUUUCCUCUAAGCAGUAGUAUUGGAGGUGUAAUAAAUCAACUGUUUAGGUAUAAAACUUUUAUGAUAUACACAUUGAAAUGUUGUAUUAAGACAUGGUAUCAUGCAUACGCGUGCACUUCUGAUUCGGUAACUCCAGACUGUACUUUUGAUUUUGGGGCCUUGUCGGUCUUAUUGGCAGUCGCUAGCGACCAGCGACCGCAUUUAAUUACUGUUCGUUUGGAACGAUCGGUCGUUAGUGAUAUGUGAUUAGAAAUUGGUAGCUGAUUUUUCAGUCUUCCGACCAAAAAUUUGGCGCAAAUAUUAAACCAACAAAUAACAAAAGUAUCCUCAAAAUGUUUACAAGAUCACAAACAAAUAUCCCUAAAACUAAUUUUAUUCUCUCCACAGUCACUCUCCAUAGAGUUAUAGAUAUUGGAGAUUCUUUCACCCACAGUUAUUAUUAUGCCUAUGAUUUCGGUUUAUUUGGUCAAAUUGAUUCAGAUCAUUCAUUUCUGACUAGUUUGGUUUAUCCAAAAUCUCACCAAAUUAGACAUAAAUUUUUUGGUCAACUCAGGUUUUCAGUUAUUUCAGUUUUCAAAGCUUUUACCAAACUAAACUGAUAUUUUUAUUUAAAGAUUUUUAAAAACUAAAAUAUUUUUGUUAAUUUUAUUAAAUUUGGUUAGUUUGAUUCGUUUAUGUUGGUUUGUUUUUGGUUAAGUAUUUUUUAAAAACUCUAAACUGACUGACUACCAAACCGAAAAUCGAAAUACUUUUGACUUACCGAGUGGAAUGGCGGUCAAUCAGAUAUUGCGUAAGAUGGGGGUACUCAAUUUAUAAGUUCAACUUAAUUUGAUAGAUAUUGAAGUUUCCAUUAAAUUAUUAUGUUAUUCAAUUAUGUAUUUCAUCAAUUCAUUUAAAUUCUUGUGUUAUUCGAGUAUGUAUUUGAAAUCAUUUUUCCAAAAUACUUUAGAUUCUAGUGUUAUCCAAAUUUACUAUUUUCUAAUUCUAUUAAAUAUUCAUGUUAUUAAAAAUUUUGGUUGAUUUCAUGCUAAUUUUAUUUGAAAAGAAUUUAAUGGAAAAAAAUCAAUUAGGAAAUGUAAAGAACCAAUUCUUAAGGUUUAAGUUAGGAUUUGAAGAGAAUUCUUUAUUGUAUUUAUUUAUUAGAUGUGUACUUCAAACUUAUUGAUACGAUAGAUUUGGAAAUGUAAUACUUGUUAUCAAUUUAUAUUACUGUUUUGACGAAAUGACAAAAGUAUAUCAUUUACGGUAAUCCAUAUUAUAAUAGAUGAACAAAUUUUUUUACAUUCUGAUAUAGUCUUAUUAUAUAGGACUUUUUGCAAAAGUGACUCAAAACUUGGAGUCAAACAGAAAACUAACCUUUUCUUUUGACUCCUUUUUUUUUGAGAUUUUAACCCCACACCUGCAUUUUAUCUACGAAAAUG
Brassica napus (rape) is the source of this 3985-nucleotide messenger RNA. RefSeq names its product CDPK-related kinase 6-like. The transcript has 11 exons. Gene Ontology annotation, molecular function: calcium/calmodulin-dependent protein kinase activity; calcium-dependent protein serine/threonine kinase activity; ATP binding. Gene Ontology annotation, biological process: intracellular signal transduction; peptidyl-serine phosphorylation; protein autophosphorylation. The record is from RefSeq and is a predicted model, not a curated record. NCBI's taxonomy places the organism in Eukaryota, Viridiplantae, Streptophyta, Magnoliopsida, Brassicales, Brassicaceae. Gene Ontology annotation, cellular component: cytoplasm; nucleus. The coding region runs from base 566 to 2344 and encodes 592 amino acids.